Mucor mucedo is the source of this 1332-nucleotide messenger RNA. RefSeq lists its product as uncharacterized. The transcript is spliced from 3 exons. The record is from RefSeq and is a predicted model, not a curated record. The annotation marks the transcript as partial. NCBI's taxonomy places the organism in Eukaryota, Fungi, Mucoromycota, Mucoromycetes, Mucorales, Mucoraceae.
UAUCUCACUAUAAUAGAUAUUGGUACAACAUUUUCCGGGAGUUGCUUUUCUUACGUAAAAGAUAAUAAGAGCAUUGUGCAUGUUAUAAAAUGGCCGAACCAACGUUCAAAUGAUACGUUUGAAAAAACGCCAACCGCCUGUCUUUACAACAAAGAAACCCCUCCUCAACUACUUAAAUGGGGGAAAGAUGCUACUAAUUAUUUGCAAACGAAUCCCAACGACCCCAAUGUUGUUUUUGUCGAGCAAUUUAAAUUAAAUUUGAAAGAAGAUUUUUGUCAACAAGCAGGACGUGAAAAACUCGAAAUAUACAGAACUGCGGCGAUAGAUUUUUUAAGGGAGAUAAACAAAUAUACUUGUGACCAACUAAAUCAAACAGUGGACCCAGACUCAUCAUCAGAUCAUACUAAUAAGUGUCGUUACGUACUGACCGUUCCAGCCACUUGGGUUAAUAAGGAUAUAUUAAUGAUGCGCGAUAUUGCUAUUGAAGCAAACCUUAUUGACGCUUCGCACGACCCAGAAGAGAGGCUUAUUAUUAUUGACGAGGCACAUGCAGCUUCUUUAUUUUGUAAACGGGAAUAUUGCAUGAUGGAUGAUGGUAGCACGAGUAAACUGUCUCAGGGCGAACGCUAUAUGGUGUGUGAUGCCGGUGGUGGUACGGUUGAUUUAGCCACAUAUGAAUGUACAGGCUCUGAACACGAGUCUUCAAAAAUCAGUCACUGUCAACUGGCUUUGGAAAGUGGAGGAUAUUGCGGAUCGACCUUUUUGGACAAAAACAUGGAAAGAUAUUUGAGAGACCAUGUGUUUAUAGGUUGUAUCGAAGAAAAUGUUGUUCGGUUUUUAAUUGAUCAAUUCGUCAAUGAAAUUAAGUCUGAAAUUGGGAUGGAUCAGAACAUUCUUGAAACUCUCUCUUUAAAGGGUGAUAUUGUUGUCCACAACGGAAUCAAGCAACUGCGAAUCAGCAAAAUAAACAUCUCUAAAUAUGUGUUUGACCCCAUUAUUGAAGAAGUGAUAGCAUUGAUAGAAAAACAAAUUAGCAAGUCCCAUACAAUUAUUGAUACGUUAUUCCUACUAGGAGGGUUUGGUCAAUCUCCUUAUCUUCAUAAAAAGUUACACGAAGAGUUCAUCACCAGCAGCAAUACCGUUAAAAAUCUUAUCGUACCUGAAGAUGGUUAUAGGGCGUCAAUGAGAGGAGGGAUAUAUUAUGGUAUUGAUUGCGUCGAGUCAAUUCCCAAACUAUCCUUAAAGGAUGACGAAGGAAAUUGCAUACCGAACCCUAAUUUAUUUUUUAGGAUGCUAGUAGCUAUAGGUAUGUUGUUGUUCAUGUGUGUAUAA